Messenger RNA from Lathyrus oleraceus (garden pea), 306 nucleotides. RefSeq names its product secreted RxLR effector protein 161-like. The transcript has a single exon. The record is from RefSeq and is a predicted model, not a curated record. The coding region runs from base 1 to 306 and encodes 101 amino acids. NCBI's taxonomy places the organism in Eukaryota, Viridiplantae, Streptophyta, Magnoliopsida, Fabales, Fabaceae.
AUGAAGAACAUUCCAUAUGCUUUUGUUAUUAGAAGUCUUAUGUAUGCUCAAGUAUGCACAAGGUCCGACAUUACAUUUGCUGUUGGAAUCUUAGGAAGAUAUCAGAGUAAUCCAGGUAUGAAUCACUGGAAAGCUGCAAAGAAGGUGUUGAGAUAUCUUAAAGGAACAAAAGAUUACAUGCUAAUGUAUAGGCAGACGGACAAUCUUGAUGUGAUCGGCUAUUCAGACUCCGACUUUGCUGGUUGUGUUGAUUCUCGCAAAUCAACACCAGGAUAUAUUUUUAUGAUGGCUGAUGGAGCUAUUUAA